AUGGCAAAGAUCCUGUGCUUACAUGGUUUUGGACAGUCCGGAGGCAUCUUCCAGGCCUGGACAAAACAACUCUGUGCAGAUAUUGAGAGCAACUUGCCUGGAUCUUCUUUCUACUUCCCAACAGCACACAUCACGCUGUCACCAAACAACUCUAAAGAUCUUUCUACAAUACCCGUCAAGAUGCGCGGCGGUCCACUCUAUGCUUGGAACCACAACUAUCUCGACUGGCAGCGCCAAUUUUCUGGUCUCGAAGCUGCUUUGCAAUACCUCAAAGGCAUCCUAGAGACAGAGGGACCUUUCGAUGGUAUCAUCGGGUUCAGUCAGGGAGCUGCAUACGGUGUUGCACUCGCAUCACUGCUUGAGAAUCCCGCUCUUGCAGCAGAAUGCAACCUACCGCUCAUUGCACAUCCGGCCUUCAAAUUUGCCGUACUCUUUAGCGGCUGCAAAGUCCCGACGUUUCGCUUUGCUCCUCUCUACCGCGACAUCACUACGCCUUGCCUGCUGUACUACUGCAUUGGCGACAAGAUCAUCCCGAACAGAUGGAGCAUGGCACUCGCAUCAGACUGUAGACAGCCGGUCGUGCAAACGCAUCGCGAAGGUCAUCGUGUGCCGCUAGAGGGUCGUCUUACCAAGUUGGCAGCUAUUUUUGUGGUCAAUGCACUGGGCUCUGUUUCAGCGAGAGAUAUUGCACCGGCUCCAAUGCCUUGCGUCAGUGACUGGCUGUCCUUGAUGGAGGAAGUACCCCUGGCGUUUGCCAGACUUUAG
This is a messenger RNA of Protomyces lactucae-debilis, 765 nucleotides long. RefSeq names its product serine hydrolase FSH. NCBI's taxonomy places the organism in Eukaryota, Fungi, Ascomycota, Taphrinomycetes, Taphrinales, Protomycetaceae. The coding region runs from base 1 to 765 and encodes 254 amino acids. The transcript has a single exon. Gene Ontology annotation, cellular component: nucleus; cytoplasm. The record is from RefSeq and is a predicted model, not a curated record.